CCGUACUGCCUUCCUAUUUUUUUUUCGAUCUGUAAUGGAAAAUCGAUAAUCCAAACAUCGAUGAAUUAAUGUUUUCAUCGAUGUUUCUGCUCCUCUAUUUUUCAUCUCUAGCAUUUUCUUCGGCGCAAAGACAUCAAUGGACUUUGAUAACGCGAAGGAGAACAUUCAGCCGCUGGCCAGUGGUCGCAACGUGAGCCUGCUGCAGGCCUCGCUCAGUCAGGACGCCGCCCACGGUCAGGAGCUACUGGCUAUUCGCCGACAAUUAGAGGAGGAGGUGAGGACCUACACAGGCGAGGAUCCCCUGGGAGCAUGGUAUAAUUACAUCUGCUGGAUCGAGCAGAGCUACCCGGCAGGGGGCAGUGGCUCCGGUCUUCAGGCGGCCCUUUAUCAGUGUCUCACUCAAUUCGAAGAGGACAAGCGGUACCGCCAGGACAAGCGGCUUAUUAAGCUCUUCAUCAAAUUUAUGGAGAAACAAGAGGACCAGAUCGAAUUUUACCAGCAGAUGUAUAACAACGGGAUCGGAACAAUGCUCGCAGAUUUUUACAUUGCUUGGGCCUACAGCUACGACUUGAGCGGCAACAUGCGCAAAGCUGAUGAGAUCUUUCGCUUGGGACUCCAGUGCCGAGCCGAGCCGCUUGAUGAGCUCAUGGAGGCGCACCAGCACUUUGGCUAUACAGUUGGCCAGCGUUUGCUCUACACAACCGGAGAGGAAGCCAACGCGGUAAACCAGGAGCUAAACGAGAGACGGCUGGCCCUGCAAUCACUGCACGGCCGCCGCGAUCAGAAAUCAAACAUGAUUACUGUGGGGAGUAUCCGCACUGGACAAGCGGUCAUGAGCGGCUUGCCAGGAGUUGUUCAGACUGAUGUUCCAAGCACGAGCGGGAGGACAAAUGCCGGUCGCAACGUGAAAGUGUUUAGCGAUGAAAACGCCGGGACGAAAAUACCACUGCCUAUAUCGGAAAUAGAAGUAAGGUCUAGCUUGCGUUCUAUCAUCGACGCAGCUCGCGGACAGGAGAAUAAAAAGGAACCGAUAGCCUGGAACAAGGCAAAUGUAAAAUGUCACAGGCAUGGCCAAAUCUUUGGAAGGAAAACCGUGCCGGGCCUGGGCUUUGACAUACACUUAGACGAACAAGUUAUGCCACCAAUCACAAACUAUGAGAACCGCCUGGAGCAGUCCUUCAAGUUUCCGACAAACUUUGUGUCCAAAAACAAACCUCAGGUGCCCUGGGUGACCCCAGUUACCAUAGAAGACGAACCAAAUGCAAAUGGACUGCCUUGCUACAAUAAGUGCCUACUUUAUCCGCGUCCCAAUCUCGAGUUCUCCCCCGAAGAGUACCGUGCAUACGUCCAUUUAAAACCUUGCAAUCCAGAACAUUCGUAUGUUCAGCGGAACGAUGAAUGGUGGGGCGCUUGCCGGGUUCUUAGAGGAAUUCGCUGCUACCCGAAUUUUGCUAGGUCUUCAAAGCCGCAGCCGUGCGACGAGUUAGACAACUUUUGGAAGCCUCCUUCGGUGCCUGGCCUUCAGGUUGUCUUCGACAAACUGUACAACGACGAGAAGCAGCAGGAAUACCAAACAGAGGAGCUUUUAGCAGCCAAGUGGCUGCAAAAUCGUAAUAUGACAGUUCACGGAGACUUCGACAUGGAGGAAACAGUGUGUUUGCCUGGUAACAAGAUGCCACGACGGAAGAGUUUUUUUCCCUCUUCCAGAAAAUCCGUGAUUCCCCACCAUGUAUCUUUGGUUCAGGAGAAUGAGAUAGAAGCCACAGUAGUCGUAAGAGAAACGACUUUCCCGCCGGCACUUGUUUUAUUCAAGUCAGCUGGUCCAUCAGAGCAAAAAGCAGAAGCAAAAAAAAUAGUAUUGGAGGAUUCUAUCGCAUAUUCCGAUAAUAAUUUCGCGGUACCAGCUCCUCCUGCACGCAAGAUAGAGAUCUUUGAAGACUCAGAAGAACUGCAGCCAAUGGCAAAAACAAAGUCUGUAAAUGCCGUUCCGCUUUUUGACAUAGAUGAGACGUGCUCCACGCAAAUUUUUAACAUGUUCAUAGAGUCACAGGCUGUUAGUACACCAAAGGGCACACAGAAGCAAGCACCAUCACGUCAAUUUGGAACUAUCCUUAGGGAACUAUCAGCACCAGAGGACACAGCUUCUGCUCUUACCGUCGAAUCUCCAGUGGAAUUACGGAAGCAACUAUCCACCAUACUAGAGACCUCUGAGCAUGCCACUCAAAGCUCGGCGACUAGUGUCGCUGCUACCAAGUCGACCAUUACCACGUCCUUUUCGCCCGGAACGAUAACUGAUUGGAAAGUUACCGUCAAGAAUGAAGAGGACACUCCUGGACGAAUACGUCUGCAAAAAAGCGUUGGUCUGGGGCUUUUAGCAGUCGUCGUGGAUCCGGAAAAAGAGGAUGGCAACAACAUUACCAGUCGCGAGCUAUGGGAACCUAAUGCUCCUAGCGUGCCGAUGCUAAAGUCCUUGCGCUUCCAGGAGGAUAAGACAGAGACUAUUCCCAGACCUAUGGUGGGCUUCCAGGAAGACAAAACUGAAACUUUGCCACAACUGCCACAUGCUCCAACCCGUUUCCAGGACGAUGAAACCGAAACGCUGCCACAAAUGCCAUCUGCCUUUCCUGAGAUGUCCACGCUUCAGCACGCGGUGACUGUUGAAAAAUGUUUAUCGCCUCCACAAGUGCCAACUCUGGAUAAUGAAAACGACUUGUGUGGAUUAUUUGGGAAGACACCGUCCAAGACUAAUGCUUUUGGCUCUCCAAACCGAAAUUCUCACCACGCUGCUCGCCAUCAUUAUCAGGAUGCAAUGGCCUCCCUUGCUGGGUCCACCAGCGAUACCGCAGCUACGCCUAGUAGCAGCAAGCUCAUGACCAACCUUUCAUUUGUGCCUGAAACACAGCCAAAGGCCGAGUCAGAAAGGAAGGACGUUCAGAAUAAGUUUGAAAUCUUUCUAGACGAGAUGCAACCAGGUAAAACUGACUCAAAAACACUAAAUUUAAUUGACUCCAGUUUUGUAAGGGACUGCAUUUUGACGAAAACGCAGAAUACCGCGGAUAAAGAUUCAUUUAAAAACCAGGAAAUCAUUGGGCCGUCCCACAUGAUUGCUUCAUUCAUGAAAGAUUGCACAGAACUAAGCAGCUGUCCUCCAUUGAUGCCAACCCCAAAUGUUGCAACUAAUUCCACAGAAUUAACAGAAUCUUCAAGAAAUCAUUUGGCGACUGACAAAUUAUGCGAGUCAAUGCAACCUGACCAUUUUUUUGAGCUGAACGCAGGCACAGAGAUGUUUGCUACCGAUAUUAGUAUGAUUAAAAAUUCCACGCUACUCGUUCCGACUGUAGUAUUGAACCCUUCUGCUGGAGCAGGGGAGGUGUCGGAUUUAAGCAUUUACUACAAAACAACACCACUAACGCCUAAGCAGUCGCAACAUUCCUGGUCGCAGUCUGAAUUAGAAACACCUCGUCAUGAUCAAUAUGUCCACCCAAAGUCGAUCGCAGAUUUCUCUGUGUUAAACGAUACAUUGGCCGAAGCCAAUAGGAACCCUUUCAACGCAGAGCUUAUCAGUUCACUGCUGGAAUCGAUAGACUUCACCAUUUACAUCGAGAAGCUUCCCCACUGUCAGCUAGUCGGCCAUGUUAAGCGACUGCACCCUAACACCCAGCUGGAGGUACAAAACGAGAAGUUCGAGGUUUCCAAGAUGAUUGGCAAGGGAGCUUACGGUUCAGUCUAUGCAGGACGGAAUCUCAAAUCUGGCAGGAAGGUCGCUCUCAAGCAAGAACGACCAACUAACUACUGGGAGUUUUACAUAUGUUUGGAGAUUCAUAGCCGUUUAACAAGUGAGCAAAUGAUCCCAGCCUACGCACAUAUCGAUUAUGCCCUAGUGGGAAACAAUUCCAGCAUAUAUAUCUCGGAAUUUUCAGACUUUGGUUCACUUAUCGGUGUGUGCAACAAGGUUAAGAGUGCAACAAACAGAAACAUAGACGAGUAUGUCGUAAUGCAUUUGAGCUGUCAGAUGCUCGACAUUUUGGAUCAUCUGCACGCCAUGGGUAUCAUUCAUGCCGACAUAAAGCCGGAUAACUUUCUGCUACUAAGGCCGCUAAGUGCUGAUCCAAACGAUGUGAGUCUCCAGCUUAUUGACUUCGGUGUGUCAAUAGACACUAAGUUCUUUCCAAAAAAUCACUCAUUUAAUUAUGUCCACCACAAUGAUCUGUUUAAGUGCAUUGAGAUGCGAACCCAGAGACCGUGGACUUACCAGCUAGAUUUGUUUGGUCUUGUAAGCGUCAUGCAUGUGUUGCUUUUCGGGCGCUAUAUGGAAGUAGCUCAAAGAACUCCAAGCCCCAUUUGGAUGCCAAAGACAACUGUGCCCCGCUACUUUCAGCGGCAAAUGUGGGAAAACAUCUUCCGAACACUGCUUAACAUUAGAGACUGCCGCACCAUGCCGAACUUACAACAACUACGUACGCAACUGAAGUAUGCGUUAGCUGAGAAGGAAAAAUAUGUCGGCGAUGCCAUAACCAAGUUCAAUGCGAUACUACAAAAGUAGACUGAUUCACUGUUUUUUUGUAUCAGCUAUUAUUUUCUAAACUUCACCUAAAAAAAUUAAACUUAAAAUAGUUAUUUAAGCCAUAUUGUUUUCUUAUUACGAUUCUAUUUAGCUACUGGGAAAAUAUAUAGAAUUUCCAGAUUUUUUGCUAAAGUGCAACUCCAUAAAUUUAAUAUUAAUUAUAAACAUUUUUUAAAGUAGAGCCAACUUGAUAUAUGAAAAGGAACGACAUUUUAUAGUUGGUGUAGAAUAAAAACGUUUUAUUCCCGAA
Messenger RNA from Drosophila biarmipes, 4814 nucleotides. RefSeq lists its product as uncharacterized. NCBI's taxonomy places the organism in Eukaryota, Metazoa, Arthropoda, Insecta, Diptera, Drosophilidae. Gene Ontology annotation, molecular function: ATP binding; protein kinase activity. The record is from RefSeq and is a predicted model, not a curated record. The coding region runs from base 137 to 4543 and encodes 1468 amino acids. Gene Ontology annotation, biological process: mitotic spindle assembly checkpoint signaling; meiotic sister chromatid cohesion, centromeric; protein phosphorylation. The transcript is spliced from 6 exons.